Messenger RNA from Staurois parvus, 765 nucleotides. The record is from the annotation of a GenBank genome assembly. NCBI's taxonomy places the organism in Eukaryota, Metazoa, Chordata, Amphibia, Anura, Ranidae.
ACUGUCCAUCAUUUUAGAGGGUGCAUCGAAACGGUCCAUCAUUUUAGAGGGCGCCUCGGGGCUGUCCAUAAUUUUAGAAGGGGGGCCUCAGGACUGUCCAUCAUUUUAGAGGGUGCAUCGAGACUGUUCAUCAUAUUAGAGCGUGCAUCGAGACUGUUCAUCAUAUUAGAGCGUGCAUCGAGACUGUCCAUCAUUUUAGAGGGUGCAUCGAAACUGUCCAUCAUUUUAGAGGGUGCAUCGAAACUGUCCAUCAUUUUAGAGGGCGCCUCGGGACUGUCCAUAAUUUUAGAGGGGGCCUCAGGACUGUCCAUCAUUUUAGAGUGUGCAUCGAGACUGUCCAUCAUUUUAGAGGGGGCCUCGAGACUGUCCAUCUUUUUAGAGGGUGCAUCGAGACUGUCCAUAAUUUUAGAGGGUGCAUCGAGACUGUCCAUAAUUUUAGAGGGUGCAUUGAGACUGUCCAUCAUUUUAGAGGGGGCCUCGGGACUGUCCAUCAUUUUAGAGGGGGCAUCGAGACUGUCCAUUUUAGAGGGGGGCCUCGGGACUGUCCAUCAUUUUAGAGGGCGCCCUCGAGACUGUCCAUCAUUUUAGAGGGGGGCCUCGGGACUGUCCAUCAUUUUAGAGGGGGGCCUCGGGACUGUCCAUCAUUUUAGAGGGCGCCUCGAGACUGUCCAUCAUUUUAGAGGGGGGCCUCGGGACUGUCCAUCAUUUUAGAGGGGGGCCUCGGGACUGUCCAUCAUUUUAGAGGGGGCCCUCGGGACUGUCCAU